GUCAACGAUAGAUGAAUCAAUAAUUGGAGUGUUAUACAUGCUUGGUUCAUGCUAUAAAGUACUAUAAAGCUUGGCAUACUCACCAAAUCAGUUGGACAAAAUGAAUUUAAUCAACAGUGUUUCUGGCAAAACAUUGUCAAUUUAUUAUUUUGAACAAUUUUUGGGGAGUUUGAAUAGUCAAUCGAACUACUCAAGAAGAUUGAAUUUGGUGGUACAAAAACAGAGACAUCUGACCUUACAUAAUUCUGGUACUUUGGUUUUGUUUGAUAAAAAUUGCUAAAGUGAUAUCCAAGCAAAUCUUUGACAAUCGUCAUGGAUAUUAAAGCAAGAUGAGAACAGGUAUCUUGAUAUGAUUUAAUAGCGGCCAAAAUCCAAGCCUGGAGUCUUGAUUGCAACUUGAAAUUAUCAUUGAUUUAAUUUUUACCCAAAAUUUUCCUCAAACAUCUGACUUAUCUAUGGUAAACAACAAGGUAAACUCUGGCCAUCAAGAGCAAGAAGAAAACUGAUCAAACCUUGGCAUGUUGAAUAUGACGUCUGGAUGUAAAGAUGACGUCUCAAGAAAAUGCCUCGCUCAAUGUUUUGUCUCCAGUUUUCCUUGAAGGCAAACAACAUUUCAAAAGCGCUCUUUCUCCUUCUCUUGAUAAUUUGUUGAUAAUUUUCAUAGUAAACAUUGUUGUCAAUCUGUUUUGUUUCAAUCAUCGUCCAGUGAUCUUUGGAAAUAACUUAAACAUGAGAUUGUGUUUUACAAGAGUCUCUUAAAGUCCUAUGUGAAAUCAACCGUUAAACAUUACUUUACCAUUGUGCCAAAUAUUGAUAAUAGAUAAUUAACUAUUACCAUCGCCAUCAUCAGAAACACCAGAGUCAUUGGUACAAAUCUUUCUCUAAAUAUAUUGUCUCCUCUAUUUUCUGGUGAUGGGCAAGCUUACUGGUCUUCCUUUGUUUGCUAUUAUUUUUGGUGCAAUUGGUUUCACUGGAUUUUUCCUUCUCCCACCAAUUACCAGAAAGAUUAUUAAUCAGAAAAUCGUGCUAAGCAAUGGAUCAGCUUUGUUUACCUUUUGGAAAGAUAUGCCUUUGCCUGUGUUUCAUAAAUUUUAUUUUUACAACAUUACCAAUCCAUCUGAAGUGGAAAAUGAUGGUGCCAAACCUAAUCUAGUUGAACUUGGACCUUUUACUUAUCGUCUCAAAACUCAUAAUACUCCAAUCAUCAACCCAAAUGGUACUAUAAGCUUUUACCGGAAUCGAACCUGGAUUUUUGAUAGAGAAGCCUCUGUUAUGGAUGAGAAUGUUACUGUCUAUACAAUCAAUGCUCCUCUAGUGAUAACUUUAACUUGGAUUGAAAAAGUAUCAUUUACUAUGCGUAAAUUGAUUGAAGAAUUUUUAGCUUCCGUUGAUCAUGGUUUCAUUAUCGAAAAAAGCAUCAAAGAAUUGACUUUUCUUGGUUAUCCUGAUAUGUUAAUGGAACUUGGCUCCAUAGUUGCGCCUAAAGCUACAGCUGGCUAUAAUGGCAAAUUUGCCUAUUUUCACCAUAGAAACGGUACUAGUGAUUAUUUGUACACAAUUUAUUCCGGAGUUAAUGAUAUCAACAAGAUUAACCUACUGACUCGUAUUAAUGGCCAGGAUAAGCUUGGUAUCUGGGCUGAUGAACCGGGUGAAAAUGAAGCUUGCAACCGGUUUAAUGAUAGUACCCUGGGAGAAAUGUUUCCUUCAUUGAGGAAUAACCCGACUCAAACCAUCAAGUUAUUUACUCCAGACUUGUCUCGUACUCUCUCUUUUACCUAUCAAAAGAGUCACUUUCUUUUUAAAAGACUUGAAACAUGGAAAUACUUAUUUGCAGAUCACAAUUUUGCUAGUCCUUCAAUUUAUCCUCCAAAUAAGUGUUACAAUAGUUUGCUAACUAGCUACUCUUUUGACGGAUCCAAUGAAACCUUGCCUUCUGGAGUUUUUGAUGCAUCCACACCUAAUUAUGGCUUUCCAAUAUUCUUAUCUUUACCUCAUUUCUUGGGAGCUGAUCCUUAUUAUUUAACUAAGGUAAACGGGUUAUCACCAAACGAAACUGAUCAUUUAGCUUGGUUUGAAAUUGAACCAACUUCUGGGUCCACAGCAGCAGCCGCUAUUCGCCUCCAAUUAAACAUCGGAAUAACUCGCUCACAGGCAUUCAAAAGAAGUCAUAAAAUGCCAAAUAUAGUUUUCCCUGCUUUUUGGAUGGAAAUAAGCUUUUCUUUAAGUUCUGAUUUUGUUGGAUUACUCAUAUUGAUAAACACGCUUUUAUCGCUGGUGCCUACAUUGUUUUUAGCAAUAGGUGUUGGCUUAGCUGGUUUAUUCUUGUUCAUUGCCUCUCUUCAACUGAUCAUUCCUAAAAGAAGAAUCAGAAUCAAUGGCUGUCUGAAUAUAUUAACUUGUCAUCUUUAUCAAAUUGUAAAGGACGAUGAACAGAAGAUACUUGAUCCAGAGGAAAUGAAUGAUGAUCGCAACUAAAUUAUCACCCAUUGUGAUCAAGUCAAUGUCUUUGUUUCUGAAAAAAUAGACGAAACUAUCUGUGAUAAAUAGUUUGAUCUUAGCUGGACUUUUUAAUUUCAAACUCCACAUAGUCCAUGAACGAUGAAACUUCACAUAAUUCAACGUUUUUAUUCAAAAUUCAUCUCAUUUUUUCUAGUGACUUGAAGAUUGCGUCUAAUCACUUUGCUGCAAUCAUUUUUGCACUACACCAAAAGACAAAGUAUUCACCAACCUUGAUAUUUUUAAUUUCACCUCAUCCAUUGAAGUCUACUCUAAAUUGCGUGCCUAAACAUUUUCUAAUAAAUAUUUUCUCAUCACUUUU
Tetranychus urticae (two-spotted spider mite) is the source of this 2818-nucleotide messenger RNA. NCBI's taxonomy places the organism in Eukaryota, Metazoa, Arthropoda, Arachnida, Trombidiformes, Tetranychidae. The record is from RefSeq and is a predicted model, not a curated record.